GUUUGUAUCUCUGUAGAUUUUCUGAUUUUCGCAAUCAAUUUUGUAAACUUCGGUGUUGGUUUUGAUUUGUGCACUUGAGAUUAUUUGCACUAUGAAUGUGAAGGAUCUGUAACCGAGACUCUGUUUUGCAAUAUGCAAAGUGAUGGAUUAGAAUUAUCCGCUUACUGAGUCGGAGUUUGAAAAUGAUAAUUUCUGGAAGCUUCUCUUUUGGUCGAAGUGCUUCUGGAGAGUAAUCAAAAUGCGGUUUUGGAGGGAACGUGACAGGGAAAAUAAAGAACAUAUCGUAGCGCCAUUAUGCGGCCAAAUUCGAGUUUUGGUGGUUGGUGAUUCAGGUGUGGGAAAAUCAUCUCUUGUGCAUCUCAUUGUCAAAGGCUCUUCUAUUGUUCGCCCAUCUCAAACUAUUGGAUGUACAGUUGGUGUCAAGCACUUAACUUACGCAAGUCCUGCUAGUUCUUCAAGUAGCAUUAAAGGUGACUCAGAGAGAGAUUUCUUUGUCGAACUUUGGGAUGUAUCUGGUCAUGAACGAUACAAAGAUUGCCGCUCACUGUUCUAUUCACAAGUUAAUGGAGUUAUCUUUGUUCAUGAUCUUUCCCAAAGAAGAACAAAAACAAAUUUGCAGAAAUGGGCAGGUGAAGUUUCAGUAAAUGGGGCGUUUUCAGCUCCCCUUUCUUCUGGUGGGCCUGGUGGUCUUCCCGUCCCAUACAUCGUAAUUGGAAACAAAGCCGAUAUUGCUGCAAGUUCAAAGGGAGGAACAAGUGGAAGCAGUGGCAAUCUUGUUGAUGCAGCUCGUCAGUGGGUUGAGAAGCAAGGUCUGCUUCCCCAUAGUGAUGAACUUCCUCUCUCUGAGAGCAUCCCUAGCAAUGGUGGUCUCAUAAUGGCUGCUAAGGAAGCUAGAUAUGACAAAGAAGCUCUGAACAAAUUUUUCCAUAUGUUGAUAAGAAGAAGAUAUUUCUCAGACGAACUACCGUCGCCUUCUUCAGCAUGGUCUCUUUCCCCUGGACCUUCCCAGCGGUUAGACGAGGGCACAAGUGAUGAAGAUCAGUUCUAUAAAAGAACAAGCCUAAGGGAAGGAGAUCCUUCCAAGUAUAACACAUUACCGCAACACAAGCUCAUGCAGCCUCCUAAACUCUAUCCGCAGCAACCACCUGACCGUUACAAUUACGCCAUUCCGAGAUUCUCUCUUUCCAGUGUAGAGGAAACCAACAAUGUUCCGGAGAAUUUCCGGUUGUUGGAGGAGCUUGAACGUGGGGAGAAAGGUAUUGGGGAUGGAACUUUGAACGCGUUGUCCGAAGACAACAGUCUCUUAACGAUGCCACCAUGGAGAAACCCUUGGCUACUAGUGCCCAUGACUGUCUCCUUCGUGCUUCACUGCUUCAUCCUCUACGUUCCUUUCUUAGCUAAUGUGUUUGAGAUUGUGCCUUUGAGUUUCAGGGAAUGGUUUGUGGUUAUUCUUGUUUCCUUCCCUGUGAUUCUAAUCGAUGAAGCUCUCAAGUUCAUUGGGAGAUGGAGAAGGACAAGAAUCAAGAAGAAGAUCAAGACAAUGUUUCGAUUUCCCUCAUUGGUAAUCGCCAUGUCCGGAGAAGAAGAAGAGAACGCCGCCGAACUCAAGAUCGGAGAUGAGUUUUUGAAGGCAAAGUGCUUAAUGAAUUGUGAAGUCUCUUUGAUUCUUGAGCACAAGUUUGAACAGCUUCAACAAGUCUCAGAGGAUCCUAUGAAUCAAGUUUCUCAAGUGUUUGAGAAGUCCUUGCAAUAUGUGAAGCGAUUCAGCCGGUACAAGAAUCCAGACGCUGUUAGACAAGUUCGAGAAAUACUGAGCAGACAUCAACUCACUGAGUUUGAGCUAUGUGUUCUUGGCAAUCUCUGUCCUGAAACUGUUGAAGAAGCAGUGGCAAUGGUUCCUUCUCUUAAGACAAAAGGAAGAGCUCAUGAUGAUGAAGCAAUUGAGAAGAUGCUUAAUGAUCUCUCUCUUGUCAAGAGAUUCGAGUAGAGCAGAAGAUUCUCAAGAUCUUAGACUAAGAACAUUUGGCAGGAUGCUUUACUUGCCUUCUAGCUGAUGUCUGAUCAAAUAUCUCUGGAGUUAGUUUUUCAUGUCUGAAAUUAUUAAGCUUUAAUUCCCAGAAUCUCUUGAAUGAUACUUUCAUGUUAAAUGAAAUGUAAUUUACAAUGGAUGAUCCAUCAGUGAAUCUCUAAGCUUUCAAUGAAUAUACCAUUUCUUUUUCA
Arabidopsis arenosa is the source of this 2220-nucleotide messenger RNA. The record is from the annotation of a GenBank genome assembly. Lineage: Eukaryota; Viridiplantae; Streptophyta; Magnoliopsida; Brassicales; Brassicaceae.